Drosophila ananassae is the source of this 2865-nucleotide messenger RNA. RefSeq names its product endoplasmic reticulum metallopeptidase 1. The record is from RefSeq and is a predicted model, not a curated record. Gene Ontology annotation, molecular function: metalloexopeptidase activity. The coding region runs from base 31 to 2742 and encodes 903 amino acids. Gene Ontology annotation, biological process: proteolysis. The transcript has 11 exons. Lineage: Eukaryota; Metazoa; Arthropoda; Insecta; Diptera; Drosophilidae.
UUUUUUAGACAAAAAUAAUCUGAUAAGUAAAUGCUUAAAAUGAUGCGUCUCCGGGAGAUUUCUUCUCAGUUGAGUGGUUUGCCUCUAAAGAAAAUGUGGCAGGGCCUGCGAAACCGCUUCGAUUCUUGCCGAAAUAAGAUUGCCGAUGAAGCGGAUGAAGGUAGAAAUCGAUCGGGGUCCUCUAAAUAUUCCAAAUAUGCCGAACAAAAAUGGAGGGGACCUUGGUAUUUGGCCAGUGGCUUCCUUCUCUUCUGGGUUCUUCUGUUCUUUGCCGUUGUGGUGCCACUCUUCUACCGUCUUCCGAACGGUUUGACCAUCGAGGAUGCCUACAAAGGCGUCUUCAUUGCCGAGCGAGCCCAGAAAGAUCUCUGGAAUCUGGACAAGAUUGGCCCCAAAGUAGUUGGAAGUGAUGCCAAUGAGAACCAAACGGUUAAUUACCUCCUGAGUGUGGUGGAAGGGAUUCAGGCAAUCGCCCUGGACGACUACUUUGAAGUUGAAGUCGACCUACAAGAGGUUUCUGGUUCCUACAUCCAUAGGACGAUGAUUAAUAUGUACCAAGGCGUGCAGAAUAUAGCCGUCCGGUUGACCCCGAAGAACUCUACAAGUAAUUCUACCAUCCUGAUCAACGCCCACUUUGAUUCGAAGCCAACCAGCCCAUCUGCUGGGGACGAUGGACAAAUGGUUGCGGUCAUCCUAGAGAUCCUACGGGUGAUGUCCACAACCGAACAGACAUUCAGGCAUCCAAUCAUAUUUCUUUUAAACGGCGCCGAAGAGAAUCCCCUGGAGGCCUCGCAUGGAUUCAUAACCGAACACCCGUGGGCCAAGGACUGCAAAUUGUUAAUUAAUUUGGAUUCCUCUGGUGGUGGCGGUCGAGAGAUUGUCUUUCAAACUGGUCCCAAUCACCCCUGGCUAAUAAAGUACUAUAAGAAAAAUGCUAAACAUUAUUUUGCCACCACCAUGGCGGAAGAAAUCUUCCAAACAGGUAUCCUGCCAUCCGAUACCGACUUUCAUAUAUUUGUUAAGUACGGAAAUCUAAUUGGUCUGGAUAUUGCUCAGUGCAUCAAUGGAUAUACCUACCAUACCAAAUAUGAUCGUUUUUCAAAUAUACCUCGAGGCUCUACCCAAAAUACAGGUGACAAUGUACUGGCCCUGGUUAGAGCCCUCGUUAAUGCCACUGAGUUGGACGACCUUUCGGCCCAUGGCUCGGGUCAUGCUGUGUUUUUUGAUUUUCUGGGACUUUAUUUCAUCAACUAUAAUGAGAGCACGGGCAUUAUCCUCAACUAUUGCGUAGCCGUAGGAACACUAAUUCUUAUUUUUGCAUCCAUUUGGCGUACUGCAUCCGUGUCAUUCGUGCCCACGGGUUAUGUAUUGAAAUGGUUUACCCUAAUCCUGGCACUCCAAAUCGUAGCCUUCAUCCUGGGUUUUGGUUUACCUCUGGUGGUAGCUUAUGUCUUGGACAAAUAUGGACUUUCGAUGACUUACUUUAGCACUCCGGCAUUGAUGAUUGGCCUUUACGUUUGUCCCAGUCUCCUGGGAUUGAGCUUGCCCUCCUACAUCUAUCUCCAACUCCAGAAGACAGACAAACUUUCCUUUGCCCAACAAUUGCUAUUGGUGCUUCAUGGACAUGCUGCAGUUCUGGCCCUCCUGACAUUUGCUAUGAGCUUUUGUGGUCUGAGAAGCACCUAUGUGGUGACCUGGACCCUCAUCUUCUAUGCAAUUCCUUUGAUCCUUAAUCUACUAACCACUCUCCACGAUCGCGGGUUCUCUUGGUCUGGAUUACACAAGAUUUUCCAAAUUAUUCCUUUCGCCUACAAUAGCUAUUUGAUUUUCUGUUUUCUUGUGAUUCUCACACCCAUGAUGGGUCGUUUCGGCAGGUCAAUUAAUCCCGAUUUGAUUAUCUCUGCUUUGAACUCUUUGGGCACAAUUCUGGCCUUGGGUUUCUUGAUUCCUUUGAUAAAUAUGUUCCGCAGACCUAGCCUUAUUUUAAUAGCUUUUUUGGGACUGAGUGGAGUCACCAUUUUUAUGGCUACCUCCACACAGAUCGGUUUUCCAUAUCGUCCCAAAACCAAUGUACAACGAGUACCUUUUCUGCAUGUCCGUAGAACCUUCUACGAGUACGAUGGCUCAGUGAGCAAGGACGAUUCCGGUUACUUAUUCAAUUUACAGGAUCGUCGCGGACCCAACCCCCUGAAGGACUCCGAGGUAAAUCUGACGGGACUGGUCAGUGUCGCUUCCGAUUGUGACAAGUAUUUGAUGUGCGGCUAUCCCAUGUACGAUCAUCGUUGGGUCAAGAACCGUCGCAACGCACUAUAUCUGCCCCGAUCGGAGCCAGUCGUGGUUCCUUACGAAGUCAAACUGGAGCUACUGAACAGGACUAUCCUGGAGAACAAUGUUACGGUGCGCUUCGAAUUCCGGGCCAAUUGCACGGAUCACUGCAGUCUGUUUAUAAAACCCGAAACUGACGUGAAGAUCUCCAACUGGUCCUUCCACCCCGCCUACAUCGGCACGCAAACCACAUAUCAUAUAUACUUUACAUACGGCAAGGACAAAUCACCGCUGACCUUCUUCAUAGAGUUUUCGAAAUCCACUGGGGACUUCAACAUUCCCAUUUUUCAGAUUGGUCUAGCCGUACAUUUUAUUGGCAAGCCUGUCGAUAAGACAAGUCAAAAGUUUAUAGAUUCCCUGCCAUCCUAUGCCGCUCCAGUAGAUUGGCCAACCUCUUACCAAGUUUAUAGUUAUUAAGAACUUAUUACAAUUGUUAGCCUUGAUUCUUUCAUCGUAGCCACAAUAAAUAACAGCCUUUAUGGCUCUUUGUAAAUAACAGAUCUUUGUAAAUAAUCAAAUAAAGAUUUUUAGCACGCAGUA